Messenger RNA from Megalopta genalis, 4160 nucleotides. RefSeq lists its product as uncharacterized. The record is from RefSeq and is a predicted model, not a curated record. NCBI's taxonomy places the organism in Eukaryota, Metazoa, Arthropoda, Insecta, Hymenoptera, Halictidae.
UCGAGCCGCGACCACCGAGCGGUGAGCGUAUUUCUCUCCUGUCGGUUUCCACUGCGGCAAUCAACAGCAGCAGCAGCAGCCUAGCAAAAAAUAAAAAAAAAGGAAAACAAGGAAGGGAGAUCAAUCCGACGGCAGCGGUGCAUCGAACGAGAUGAGCUUGUACCUGAGCUAACUGGUGCAGGAGCAGGAGGCAGAACGAAAUUUCUCGUCGAAUCGAGCCCCACGGGCCCGCUGGGGAAGCUCGCGUGCACGGACGUAAACAGAGGGCGAAGGAGGACACGCGAUUCGUCGGUGCGUGUCCACGCACGCGUAAAACGCGUUCCCUGCGAUGCACCGUACGCAACGUGCAUCCGCGCGCUAUAGCGAUUCUUCGUGCAAUUAGACCCGCGUGACCCGUGUAAGUUUAUUGCGCGGCGGACACCGUUUUCCAUGUGCCAGAGAGAGCCCCGCCGCGCCGCCGAAACCAGAGGCCUACUAGCGGGUGGCUGCGCGCUGUCAACCCUGGGAACCGGGGACGGACCUUGAGAGCGAAACAUUGACCGGAUCUGCCUGAACGCCGAUCCUCGGACACAAUAAGCUCCCCCGUAGCCCGAAUAGUGUGCAUAGCUCUCUCUCACUCUCUCGCGCGCGCGCCGCUGUGUAACGUUACGUGUCGCGAACAGAGAGGGACACCUAGCUGCCAACGGUUUUUCACCGCGUAUAUGCACCGCGUCCCCAGGCCUGCAUCGCGUUUUGCGGCACGUUGUGGGCCCCGAAGGCUCUCCGUCUAAGUAACAGUACUUCCUCGCGCUCGCUGGAACAAGCCUCUCUCCGAAGAACGGGACCCACACUCCACGAGCCCGCUCUCCGCACGCUGCUUCCCGCGCCCCCUUCCCCGGCCUCCUCCUCCUCCCGCCGCUAGGCCUCUUUCGACCGGCACACACUCUCUUUCUGUGUGCCUGUCACUCUUUCUCUCUCUCUCUUGCUCCUUUUCUCCCUCCGCGUCUCUGCCCCUUCCCGAGCCCGAAGUAGUCUGGCCGGUCGGGCACGGGUAGUCUCGUGAAACCAGUCCUCGUACGGUGGACCUCUCGGUUGGGACCUGGCGAAGUGAGGAGAGGUCGCUCGCAUCUCGCCGCGCGUAAACCGGCACCGUUUGCACCUGCCGCGCGAUUCCAAGUUUUUCGGCGAUCACGCGUGAACGUCCGUCGGAUCCGUGCGAGAGCCGUUCGUUCGUUCGUUCGUUCGUUCGUCCUGUGGGUGCCGCCGGUGGUGUUCCACGAAAUCCUAAAUCGGACCUCGGUCCGCGAAGAAAAGGAGUACGUUCGUUCGUUCUCCGGUUUCGGCCGGUUCUACGCCGCGCGAGACUGUGGCCGGGGAAUCGGUAACACGGUCCCCCCCGAGUACAGGCGUCGUCGUCGCGUGUUUAUCCACGGGAACCAGUCCUGCCGGUCAGAAGGACGCCGCCGAUCGGGUAAGUGGCACGCUUUUGCGCCGUCGGACCCGACGUCACCCGAAGAUACCCGGCGCAGGGGAUCGCUCCGACGACGGGCUGCCGCACAGCCCGGCCUGGACGGACGUGGAAAGGGGGAGCACCGGCGGCGUGUUUCGCGCCAAAGAAUAAGACCAGUGUGUUCACGUGUGUGUGUGCAUCUGUGCGUACCGGCGGCGGCUCGGAGGAGGAGUGGGGGAACGGUUACGGACGACACGCAGCCGAACGAGCGCGCGCACCCUGUUACGCGACACCGUGAUGCUGGUGACAACGCGCGCACCAUUUAAACCGUGCCCGUCGAAUAUCUGCUGGACGUCGAGCAGCAGCGUGGCCGAGCGAGAGAUUCGCGGCUGAGAAGAGAGGACACUUGUCACAGUGGGUCGUCGUACGUCGACGGCACGUGUGAGUGUCGCGUGUAAAGAAAACACCGCCGCCGCCAUGACAGUCGGAGCGCGCCGAGGAUAAGAAGGUGCGCGUCCUGCUGCUGAGAAAAUGAGCCAGUAUUUCGUCGCGGACGCCACGCUCGCAGGAUCAUCCGGCUGGUGAAGCACACGCUAAGAGAGAGAGAGAGAGAGAGAGGUGUCGGUCUCUCUCUUUCUACUCCCCGCGUCUCGACCUAACCUCUCCAAGUGUGUCUCGAGAGCCCCACUAAUCUAAUUCGUGCCCGUUACCUUCGCGGCGGCUCUCGAUGGAAGCGGUUCCGCUCGACUGAUUUUCAGCGUGGAUCCUCGUAGAUCUCGAAGUCCUCCCGAGAAACGACCGCCAGAGAAUCCGUACCGGCCAUUGUCGUCGCAACGGCCGUUUAAAGUGCUCGACAGUUGUUGGUGCGCCGCGUUUCGUUCGACCUCUCCGCCGCCGCCGCCGUCGCCGCCGCCGCGCAGUUCGCUCGCGCUGUUAGUGCGCAACCUAUCGCGCCGGUCGCGGUUAAUUUCGAUAAUCGAAAGCGAAUCGAUUCACGCGAGAGAUUAACACGGUGCAGUGAUCGCGCGGUACGCUCGGUGCUCGUCUUUUCUCUCUGAUCCCAGCGGUUUCUGUGCGCGACCCGCACUACUCCUUGUGUUCGACCAGUGAUUCGUCGGGGCUUUUAAUUUAUUCUUCUGUUGCCGCGCGCGUUUGUGCCACUGUGCUCUCUAACAUCGAAACGGAUCGAUGGAUCGACGCUGAGGAACCGAAUCUGCUUCGAAGAACUCGCGGGGAACACCAGCCAGCCAAAUGAAGACCACACAGCGCGCGCUAAGCUUCGACGAGACGUCGAUGGACAGCUGCCCGUUGGCCGUCGCCGACGGGAGGACGACGGAUGGGCCCUCCAAGGACAACGUCGAGACGGAGGUGACCUCGUUGGAGGAGGCGAAAUCGGUGAUCGCGACACUGCGCGCGAGACAGAGGGCACAGGCGCAUCAGAUGCUCGCAUGGCGGCGGACCCUGAAAUUGCAGGAGGACCUGGUGGCCCGGCUGACGAGAGAGAAGGCCGAGCAGCUCCGGACGCUGUCAUCGCAGCUGCUGCUGUUCGAGUCGAGGCUCUGCCGGAAGCAGAAGGAGAUCGAGGCUAGCUUGACGCAACGGGAGUCCAUUAUCCUCAGACAGCAGAGGAUGAUACAGCAAUUGCAGAGCAGAUUGGCGGAAAGGUCGACCGGGACCAGGGACUCGCCGCCUUGCGACGCCCUCGAUAGAUUGGACAGCCUCGGUGACGGCGACAGCGCCGUCGUUCUCGAAGAGGCUGCCGACGACCUCGCGCCGCCCAGGUUCCGCUCGAACAUCACCGACGUGACAGUGAUUCGAUCGGUAUCGGACGCGGUCGAGCCAUCCAGCAAGUACUCGUCGAUGCGACGAUGCAACGGAUUCUUAAGGCGACCGGAGAUACUGGAGACCGUCUACUCGGUCGAGGAGGACGGGGACAGCGAGAACAAUCAGGACCCGUCCGAGUCCACCGAGAACUCCGAGUGCGAGGACCGGCGCUCGAAACACUUGGGAAACGGCAAAGGAAGGCUGCAGGAUCUCUACGGCAGCUUCGAGAGACUCGCCCAAGAAGCGGAUUCUCCGCCGAGCGAGAGGCCAAGGGACGAGAGCCAGCAGGCGCAGGUCACGUACAACAGGGUAAUGAGCAAUCACCGAUCGGUCACGAAGCCAAAAGACGUGAAGUACAAGAGGAUAAACAAAGCGAAGUCGAAAAGCCUGGAGGAGCUGAGGGGACGCCUGAGGACCUGGGUCGAGAAGGGGAACAAGAUCGCAAUAUCUUUCGACCAGUCUUACGCCUGAACAAUGUGUACCUCCUUCUUCGAAAGUAUAUCCGUGUAGAUGUUAUACAUACUUUUACUUUCUCGUUUCUUUCUUUCUUUUCUCUCUCUCUCUCUCUCUCUCUCUCUCUUUCUCUUUCUCUCUCUCUCUCUCGGCCGGUCGAUCGCGCGUACGAUCGCCCCGGCGCGUCUGUGUAUGUAUUUUCUUCCUCCGUGCAGCAGCGCGCGCGCGCGCGGGCUAUCCGCGCGUUCCAACCGGAGGGGAGGGAGAGGGAAAUCGAAUCGCGAUGUUCCGACGCGGCCGGAUCGCCGGCGCGGCGGUGUGUGGUGUAUUUUAAUUGAAAUUCUCAUCGCUCCAUGUGAUAUUUACUGUAGUGUCUCGAGAAUGAAAAUUAGAGAACGUCGCGCGUCGACAAUUUCCAACACUUGUGAUAUAUAUAAAUGAUUUUAUAGCAACA